Messenger RNA from Tigriopus californicus, 1476 nucleotides. RefSeq names its product GTP-binding protein 128up-like (gene 128up). Bases 7 to 1275 code for a protein of 422 amino acids. Lineage: Eukaryota; Metazoa; Arthropoda; Copepoda; Harpacticoida; Harpacticidae. Gene Ontology annotation, biological process: cytoplasmic translation. The transcript has 3 exons. Gene Ontology annotation, molecular function: GTP binding; GTPase activity. Gene Ontology annotation, cellular component: cytoplasm. The record is from RefSeq and is a predicted model, not a curated record.
UUGAGAAUGCCAAAGAUGGGCUCAUUAGUCACCCUGACGGGUGGUUUAUCGUCAUUCAGCUGUCGCACAUGGCUCGAAUUCUACACGUUGACAACAACUCGGACCCGAACACAAGGCAAUACUUGUCGAACUAACUCUGUUUGGUAUAAACCGAGGAAGCCCACGCCCAUCAUGUCGGGGAUUGUCGAAAAGAUCGCGGAGAUUGAGGCCGAGAUGGCCCGCACGCAGAAGAACAAGGCCACGGCUGGCCAUUUGGGCAUGCUCAAGGCCAAACUGGCCAAACUUCGGCGAGAGUUGAUCACACCGAAAUCUCAGGGAGGAGGAACAUCCGAUGGCUUCGAGGUGGCGAAAACCGGAGACGCGAGGAUAGGGUUUAUAGGAUUUCCGUCUGUGGGCAAAUCGACGUUACUAAGUAACCUGGCCGGGGUCUAUUCGGAAGUGGCUGCCUAUGAGUUCACGACCCUGACCACGGUACCCGGGUGUAUCAAAUAUAAGGGUGCCAAGGUUCAGUUGCUCGAUUUGCCUGGGAUCAUUGAAGGUGCCAAAGAUGGCAAAGGUCGUGGGCGUCAAGUCAUUGCGGUGGGCAAGACGUGCAGUCUGAUUUUCAUCGUUCUUGAUGUGCUAAAGCCUCUACAGCACAAGCGGAUCAUUGAGAAGGAAUUGGACGGCUUUGGAAUCCGAUUGAACAAGAAAGCACCCAACAUCGGCUUCCGCCGUAAAGAGAAGGGUGGGAUCAACCUACAAUGCUUGGUGCCUCAGUCCGAGCUCGACAUCGAUUUGGUCAAAACCAUCCUGGGCGAGUAUCGGAUUCAUAAUGCCGAUGUGACUCUGCGAUUUGACGCUACAUCAGAUGACUUGAUUGACGUGGUGGAAGGCAAUCGAACCUACGUGCCCUGUAUUUACUUACUCAACAAGAUCGAUCAGAUCAGCAUUGAAGAACUAGAUAUUGUGUGUCAAAUUCCCCACUGUGUGCCAAUUUCGGCUCAUCACAAGUGGAACUAUGAUAGCCUCUUGGAGAAGAUGUGGGAAUACCUGCAGCUCGUCCGGAUUUAUACCAAACCCAAGGGCCAGUUGCCAGACUAUGAGUCUCCCGUUGUCCUCCAAACAGACCAUUGCACAUUGGAAGAUUUCUGUAACAAGAUCCAUCGCACAAUCAUCAAAGAGUUGAAGUAUGCGCUCGUUUGGGGAUCUUCGGUGAAACAUCAGCCUCAAAAAGUGGGCAAAGAUCACGUUCUGCACGAUGAAGACGUUGUUCAAAUAGUGAAGAAGAUCUAAGUUCCGAUGGGCAAAUUCCGAGCGUCCUUUGGGAAUGGGAGAUUCUAAAGUUAACCUGAAUUGGACGAAUUCUUACAAUCAAUUACCCAUCUUCCAACUGUCGAGGGUACGCACUUCAGAGAAAGUGAAAAAGCAUCUGCCACUUUGACCUUUGUAUACGUGCAUUCAUUUCUUAUUAAGAGCCGGAAAAAAACUAUAUAA